GGUUGAACACUGAGUAAGCAUCAAUCGUACAGUAAUCAAUUCUGUAGUAAACACAUCAGUUUUACGAAAAGCAGCAAGAUGAAACCGUCGGGUCUCACGUUGGCUUUCUUGGUAGUUUUUAUGAUGGCGCUCAUGUACAAUUCGGUGGAAGCGGCAGCAAAACCUGAUGCCGAUGCCGAAGCCGAAGCUCUUGCCAACGCCAUUGCGACUGGCGAUGCCGAUGCUGUAGCUGGGAUUUUGGAUGAAAUUUUGAAAGACCUCAGCAUGGUAUUGGGGCAAGUUCUCUAAAGAAACUCUAAAGAAGACAGAUAAAAUAACCGCAUCGGCGAAAGUACACGAAAGGACACGAAUAAUGCUUUACUCUGUCAAAAUUUUCUUUCUGUUUACGACAAUAUUGUUUAAAUUGAUAUUCUAUUAAAGAAUAAAAUUUUCUGCAAACA
This is a messenger RNA of Odontomachus brunneus, 440 nucleotides long. Its product is annotated as U-poneritoxin(01)-Om1a-like. NCBI's taxonomy places the organism in Eukaryota, Metazoa, Arthropoda, Insecta, Hymenoptera, Formicidae. The coding region runs from base 79 to 288 and encodes 69 amino acids. The record is from RefSeq and is a predicted model, not a curated record. The transcript has 3 exons.